UGUGUUCAUAAGAUGUGUGAUUACUUAUUCAAUUUUUGAAACGUAAAUGAUAUGAUAUGCUUUUAAUAAUUUACUCAGUUUUACUUUUAGUUUUCUUCUUAUUGCUUAGAAAAGUUUUAGUACGAAUGAAAGUCGUGAGUAAGUUUUCCACGAAUCGAAGGCUCGAUGGAAAAGUUGCAAUUGUUACAGGUGGCAGUGAUGGCUUAGGGUUCGCGAUCUCGACAGAACUGGUUCAAAAGGGAGCAAUAGUUUUCAUUUUAUCCCGAAACCAGUCAAAGCUAUCCGCAGCAGCUUCAAAACUGAGAAAAUACGCCGUUCCCAAAGAAUUUUCUUCAAACGACGAACUUUCUUCUUCUUUGCAAUAUAAGAAUGAAACAGUGAUUACAUGCCAAGUUGAUUUGAGUGAUUUGGAAUCUGUUCGAGAGUUCAUUGAUUUCUACAAGCAGAAAAACAGAAAAGUCGACAUUUUAAUAAACAACGCAGGCCUGAUAACAAACGAAGUGAAAGUUUCGCCUCAAGGUCAUGAUCUAGUCAUGGCCACCAACUACUUGGGCCACUUUCUGCUAACUGAGAGUCUGCUAAUUGAUUCACAACCAACCACAAUUAUCAAUAUUACUUCAGAUAUGAGCUCGUUGUUCGGAAGAAUCGAUUCCGAACAUCCAGGGCAAAUCAGUUUGAAUGCAUUUCAGAAGUUAUUGAACGUGAACAAUUUGGUCUAUAUGAAUUAUUCAUACGCAAUGGCCAAGAAAGCGAUGGAAAUGUACAGUCAACAUUUCAUGACGUCACUCAACUUCAGCGGAAGUUCUAGAAUGUUCUGUGCAAACCCAGGUCUUCUCAACACAAACUUCAUGUCAAAUUGGCCGAAUUGGAUGGAGAAAUUAUUGAAGCCAAUCCUUCUGAGAACUGCCAUGAAAUCACCAGCAGAUGGAGUUCAUGUGGUUAUGAAGUGUUUAUUUCUACCUGAAGUUCAUGAACAAAAUGUGAACGAACAAUUCGGUUUGGUCUUCAAGGGCGUGAAAAGUUACAAGUCGCUUAAUUACUACCCGGAUGUUGAGUGUGAACAACUAUAUCGCAAUACGCGACUUUUACUGAGCCAAUGGAUCACCGAUACCAGCUGAUUGUCAAU
This is a messenger RNA of Symsagittifera roscoffensis, 1126 nucleotides long. Its product is annotated as retinol dehydrogenase 11-like. The coding region runs from base 57 to 1118 and encodes 353 amino acids. Gene Ontology annotation, molecular function: oxidoreductase activity. NCBI's taxonomy places the organism in Eukaryota, Metazoa, Xenacoelomorpha, Acoela, Convolutidae. The record is from RefSeq and is a predicted model, not a curated record. The transcript has 4 exons.